AUGGAAUCUGGGUUUGAACUUUGUUUGCCGGAGUCAGAGGUCUAUGUUGCGCGGGUGAAUAAUUUGUGUGUGGCGAAUACAGUCCUAUGUAAUUUUGGGGCACAUUUCAGUGAGUCGCUUAUGAAAAGAUUUAGAGAGAACUGUUUUGGGCACCUGUUGGGCCUCCAUAAAAUUGCAUUUAGUGGUCAAAUUGUGCAUGCUUUGGCACUCCGUCGAGUCGGAGGACUUGGUGUUAUGGACAUGCUGGGCCUUAGUUAUGCAAUAGGGUCCAAUGUUGCUCAAUUCAGUGUAAAGGAUUUUUGUUUGAUAAGUGGUUUGAAAUGUGGAACAGAGCCUGACAUAACGUCCGUGGGGGAUGCUCAUAAUCGAUUUAUGAAAGCGCAUUUUACUAACAGGGGUCACAUUACUUGCAAUGACUUAGAAAAUGCAUUCCUAAAGUCUGAAAGAAGAAGCGAGGACUUGUUCAAAUUGGGACUGCUGUAUUUUGUGGAGUUUGUGAUAAUGGGUAAACCCCAAAAUGUGAAGAUAAACGAGGAGUACUUACAUUUGGUUCAUAAAAUGGACGAAUUCAACAAUUAUCCGUGGGGAUCUAUAUCUUUUGAGUUUCUGCAAGAUUCUCUGUUGUUUGCUGCCAGGAAGAAAGAGAGUGAUGAAGAGAAUGAUGGGAAGGGCAAAAAGGCGGUGCGGAGUUCAGUGAGAAAAGGGAAGAAAAACGUGGAAGAUGAGAAGCCUAAAAGAAUUAAUAGACCUGGAUGGAGUAUAAAGGGAUUGAGCUAUGCUGUCCACCCUGUUAUACUGUGCCUCUUACGACCAAGUCAAUUGGAGAUGAGCCAACCGUAUUGGAGUUGGGGAUCAGAUGUUUUUGAAUGUGAUGCACCCAGUGUAGGUCCACGGCAGUUGAGGAAUGAGGUUGCAGUAUUGCACCAUGAGGAUGCUGGAGAGGAGAGUGAUAAAACUGAGGAUGGUGGAGUAGCCGAAUCGAGAGAGCAGUGUGUACAAAAUGGUAAAGAAGAUGUGCAAUAUACACCCCCGGAUAUAAAUUGGGAUGAUCCGGGUGUGGUGUGUGUCACCCUUGUUAAAUUUCUUACGAAUCCUCCUCGAAAGAUUGACAUGUCCACUGCUGAGGGUGAAUGUGGCGAAGAUGUUAUAGUUGGGGUCCGACAAAAGAGGGGUCGGGGAAAGAGUGAGAUUCUUGGCCCUGUGAUGAAGAGGCGAAGGGCAGUGGUGAGGGAAACUCCAUGGAUAUAUCGGGAGAUUCCCAAUAUUUCGGAGGAAACUCCUUGUGAUUCCCUUUUGGAGAACAUAGACACGGCCUUGCUUUUGCUACGGGAGCAGCACGAGAGGUCUGGCAACUGGGUAGGUUCUGACUGGACGAUACUGGACACCACUUUUCAGAAAUGUGCUGCCUUGGAUUACAAGCAAAUGAAGGCGUAUGUGGGAAAGGAGGACAGGCAGCACAGCAAGGGUCUACUGGGAAUGGUCAAGGGCGAAGGGCCUAAGUUGGCUAAAUCAUGGUCGUCUGUGAAUCGCGUUUGUUUGCCCUUCAACCUACAAAGGCAGAAGCACUGGAUCUUACUUGUUGUUGAUUUAAAAGAGUGUGAGAUAAGGGCAUAUGAUUCAAAAGUAGAUCUAUGCAGAACUCAAGCCAUCCAACGGGCCGUGCAGCCGGUGGCAAAAAUGCUGCCCUGGUUGUUAAAGGAAUCUGGAUAUAUUGGCGACGGUCUACUUCUGAAAACUGAGUGGCCAGUUAUUCGCGUCAUGGAUGCACCCCAACAAGUAGGCGACUUCUUCGCUAUGUUUCAGGGGCGACUGUGGGAUGUACAUCCUUAA
Molecule: messenger RNA, 1830 nt
Organism: Prunus armeniaca (apricot)
Lineage: Eukaryota; Viridiplantae; Streptophyta; Magnoliopsida; Rosales; Rosaceae
Source: the annotation of a GenBank genome assembly